GUGCACCCCUGCCGUGGCAAGGAUUGAAAAUCGCACGGCAUUUUCCGCCCGUCUGCCCACAACAGCUGCCCGAUGUUACGGCGCAGGGAAGUGUGAAAAUGUCACGCGGUCGUUACAAGCAAUUGACACGCCUGCUACCUUACCUGAAGACAGAAAGUGAGGAUUGUCUAUAUCUGAAUGUGUAUGUGCCACGAGUGGAUGGUAUAUUCGAUUCAAUGUCCGCCUACGAUAUGGACACAUCCGUAAAACGUUUACCGGUGAUGGUGUACGUGCAUGGGGAAUCUUUUGAAUGGAAUAGUGGUAAUCCUUAUGAUGGUUCGGUGCUCGCAAGCUAUGGUCAAGUCAUUGUUGUUACCAUCAAUUAUCGGCUUGGAGUAAUGGGAUUCCUGAAGCCAAGCAUUGACGAGAAUACAGUGGCAAAUUUCGGACUACUUGAUCAAAUUGCCGCAUUGCAUUGGAUUAAAGAGAAUAUCGCCUCGUUUGGCGGCGAUAAAGAUAGCGUCACGCUCAUGGGACAUAGCACAGGCGCCGCGUGUGUUAAUUAUUUAAUGAUAUCGCCUGUUGCAGCCGGACUCUUCCAUCGGGCAAUUCUUAUGUCGGGCUCCGCGAUGUCAGACUGGGCGGUCAGUAAUCAUUCGCUUCAACUAACUAUGCAAAUUGCUCACACACUGAAUUGUCCUUUAAACGAUGACAACGAGGAGAUGCUAUCCUGUUUGCGUCAAAAACGCUAUCAGGACAUCUUAAAAAUACCAACAUCAUUUCCCCAAUUUUCAACUUCAUUGGGUCCAAUUGUGGAUGGCCAUGUGAUACCAAAUCAACCAUACAAAGUGAUGGGACAAUAUACAGAACAUUUCAGUCGCUAUGAUUUAUUAUUUGGCGUCACCGAGUCCGAAUCAUAUCACACGCUGGGCGCAUUAGCACUCGACGAAGGAUUACGUGAAAAUGAACGCGAUAAUUUAUUGCGUUUCUAUAUGCAAACACGAUUUGAUGUUCGACCCGAUCUAGCAUUGGCUGCCACACUCAAGAAAUAUGAAGAUAUGUACAACAAUCCAAAUAAGGCGACAAAUCAGGAACAUCGAGAUCUUGUGCUCGACAUACUCUCCGAUGCACGUGUUGUUGGUCCACUAAUGCAAACCGGGCUAUUUCAUGCAGAUGUGAAUCGUCGCAAUUAUAUGUAUGUGUUUGGACAUAAUAGCGCCACCGGACCACAUGCCAGCUUGCCGCACAGCAUUACAGGCGAAGAGUUGGCCUUCAUUUUCGGUGCACCACUGGCACCGGCCGGUCCCUUUCCCAGCAAUUCGUAUGGAGCACAGGAAAAGCUGCUCUCCGAGGCCGUCAUGACGUACUGGACGAAUUUUGCAAAAACAGGCAAUCCAAAGGCUCCUUGGAAGGGUAACUUUAUUAAUUUGCAUGCCUUAGAAUGGGACCGCUACGAUCUAGAUUGGCCUGAAUUCAACAAACGUACACAAGCCUACAUGAAUAUUGGCAUACCACCAUCGAUUGGCUACAAGUACCGGCAAAUCUACAUGAAUUUCUGGAACAAAGAGCUACCCGAUGAACUGAAUCAAAUCGCAAACAUACAAAGACAACCGUAUUUGCAUGCAACCGUAUACGAUGGAGCCAACGGUGCUAUUGCAACACAGCAUCCACGCGGUGGAACAACUGCCACAACGCACAACACAUAUUCGAUGCAGCGGCAUGGCAGUAGUGGAGGUGGCAGCGAAGUAAUAACCGGGCACAUGAGUCAAUUUGGCACACGUGAUAAUGGUGCCGAGGAUCCGGUACGCACACUGAAACUGUUACUUCAGGAGCCAUGGAAAAUGGGUGGCAGCAGUGAGGCAGGCGCCAGCAGUACGAAUGGUGGAGGCGUGGUAGGCAUGGAAACUUUGGCGGAGAAUAUGUAUAAUGCGCCACCGACCUUUGGCGUAACCAAGCAUGCGGAUGAUGAUCAGCUCUAUGCGUUAACCGCCGCAGGUGGCAUGGGUGGCAUGGGUGGCAUUAUUGGAGUGCCUGGUGCGGGCUUCGCAGUUAGGGAAAAUGCUUUGGGUGGUUUUACUGGGCUCGGUGUUGGCACUGGUGCGGCAUUGGCUGGCGGCGGCAAUGCAAUUUAUGGUGUGCCAAGAGCGGAAAUUACAGAAGAUGACAAUGGUGGCGGUGGUGGCGGUGGUGGUGGUGGUGGAGGUGACGCAAUUUACGGUAGUGCAGGUGAUGCUGCAGGAAGUGCCGUAGGAAAUGCCGCAAGCAUUGGUAGUGCCAGUAGUGCCGGCAACAAAGAGGAAGUUGCCAAAUCAGAGACGACAAUACAACUGCUCAUCGGACUGAUUGCCGUUUUUAUAGUGCUCAAUGUCAUCAUCUACUCAACCUUCUUGCUGCAGAAGAAGAAGAAGGCUCACAAAAUGCAACGCAAGCUAGGCGGCAUACUCAGCUAUGAUGGCACUACCGAUGAUGAGUUCAAGCGCUCAAAGCAAAAUGACGGUGAUGAAAGCUACAUACUGGAUAUUGUACGCAAAUCGAACACAUAUGAAGCGGUGAAAACGGAACGUUCACCCAUCAACGGUUUUCAAAUGACACGGCAGUUAAGCACAUCGACUGUGGAUGCGCACACAAAGGUAUGCGCUUGGAUGUCGGCUGCCGCAGGUGCCGCCGCGGAGGCGAAGGCAUGUGCCGGUGGUGGUGGUGCCGAUAGUUCCAAGGGUGGUUCAAAGAAAUCAUCAUCGCCCACAUUCUCUUCGCUACGCAGCAGCAGCGCCGGUGGCAGUUUCAAACAGCCAGUGCAGCCACAGAAAGUGAGUGUCGCCGUGGAUGCCACACCACAGACGCGAAGCAGCAGUGUGCUGGAGCAGGAGCCCAUUGAGGCGCUUAAGCUAAAAGCGGAUGGGCGAAAUAUAAUAAUUUGCCAGGAAGUGGAGGUGGUCGAUCAGGAGCUGCUCACGCCACAAAAUUCGCUCGAUAGCUCGCGCUAUACGCUUGUGCGUCAGCACUCAGCUGCCACCGAGCCGUGCGAGGCAGAAUUACCACAACAGGGACAAUUGCCGAUAUACAAGCAAACACCGCAGCAUGCGCAUUCGCAUUCCGACCCCGUCGACAUGCAGCACUAUUAUAGCAGCUUAUGCGGCGCCACGACCGAGCAAGAUGAGAAGGUGACCAGCUUUGUGGGCGAGGAUAUAAAUGUGACUAGUCGCGAUGACGACGACGCUGCAGCGCUCGCGCAUGCACUCACACCUGCACAGCAACUGCAAGUUAUUAAAAGUCGUAAUUAUCCAAAAGUUUUACCCACAACGAAAGCAACCACCACAACAACAACCAACGCUGAUGUGAAAUUUCUUGCGAGCGCAGACGAUUCACCACCUAUGACGCUCGAUUUGCGCACCACCAACAAACGCAAUUCACUGCCGCCCAAUAGUUUUCUUCCACAUUUUGGCAGCACCAUGGGCGGCAGCGUGGGUGCACGCUAUCCGCCGUUGCCGCCACCUCGCACCAUCUCCACACUGGGACGUAAGCCUUCGCAGCGUCGCAACAGCAGCAAUAUUACAACAUCGCCGCUGAUGUUGGCACACGAUUGCACAGCUGAGGAAGAGGAAGAACCGCCAAUCACGCAGAAUACGCUUAUUGUGGGCCCCUUAAUACCACAGCAGAGGCAAAAGAUGUGUGGCGGCGCUGCUGAUGCUAAUUACUCGACGCUUAAGCGUAAUGAGGCAGCCACAACCGACAAUGCUGCGGUGGUCUUUAAUAGCCUGCCAAGUAGUAGAGUGGAAGAUGCAAAGACGACGCAGACAACAACAGCAAUGCAUAGCAUAUCUGGCGCGUCAUUAGCGCCAACCAACACUCAAAUCGGCUCAAAGACGCCUACGUUUACGACAGCAGGUGUUACGGGCGUAACAACAUUCUUAAGUAGCGGCGCUGAUGCUGGCCUACAAAGCUUCGAAAGUCGGCCAAUUUUCUCCGUGGGAGUGGACGAUAAAUUUCAGCAACAACAACAACAACAAAAUGAGAAACAACAACCUACACAUCAUACAGAGCGGGUUUACGCAAUACAACAGCCAGCUACAGCUAAUUUGCUAGCCAUGCAAACAGGAAGCCAGACAGGAACAGAAACAAAUGUGACACCUACCUUAAUUACAGCCCCAGUAAUGAAUUUGACAGGCCAUCAAAAUGUUGGUGUACACAACAAUUUUCCUACUAAGAGGAACAACAGCAACAACAAUAGCAAGGGUAUUAAUGCUGACAUCAGUGACAUUUAUGCGCAGCCCAACAAGUCGACCAUUAAAGCAAAAACAAAUUUGACAGCGCCCAAACUGAGGGCGCCGGCUGAGCAAUCGAAAACAACACCAGCAACCAGUGCAAAUAAUCCCUCAGCACACCAACAAAAAACAUCUACAAUCGGUGCAAUAGCCGCUUUGGCGCGAUUACCGGGCUACACAACAACAGCCGCUGCAUCACUGAAGCCAAUCGCUACUACCGAUGGGGCAACAGCAAAAGCAAGUCAAAUGGAAACAGCAGCAACAACGCAGUCUACUGAAAUGUCAGCCGCCAACGUGGAUGCAACGCAAUUGACAAAUAGUGGCGUCGACAAACAGGUGACAGCUAUGAGUAUGCAAACAAUGGAAUCACUGGCAGCAGAAGCGACAGCAACAGCAAAUCCGAUAGCUUUAGCUACAAACAACACAAAAGGAACGGCCGUGGGAGGAGGAGGAGGCGGCGGAACAGCAACAGCAUUGCCACAAAUGCUUGACAAAGCUGGGGUUGGCAGCUUACAAGCACAAUUAGAUGCCCAAAAACAACAAUCGCAACAACAGCAGCAAAGCAGACUGCUAUCACCAACAUCGACAUCAACUGCCGCAGCAAUGGACAAAACAACAACAAUGACAGCGCGCGUUACACCUGUCAGUUGCAUGUCAACCAUCACAACGGCAGCAACAACAACAACUGGAACAACGACGACAAUAGCAAAUGCCAUUGCUGCACAAUUGGCACAAACAAAGCCUUUAAAAGCAGCGCUGGCGGCAAAUAAUUUCAGAGGGGCAGUAGUAGCAUCGCAAACAUCGAUACUUGAUGGCGCUGACAGUGGUGCAGCUAGUGCCGCGCGUGAUUCCUGCCACAGCUCAGUGUCAACGAGUUCUGCUGGCUCUAGUGCGGACUCUACAUGCUCAUCAGCCUCCUCAGGCUCAGCAACAUCUUCCAAUGCUUCAGCGGCAACUGGCACCUCAUCCACUUGCUCGUCAUCAUCGUCCACGGGCACUGUGCGCACGGAAUUGAAACAAAAGACUAAUGGCAGUGGGCGACCAACACAGCUAUAAGAACAACAAUACAACAAUGAAAUGCGCUACCAACAAGCACAAUCACUGCAAGCGGAGAGUCGGUAAAGCACUUGAUCAACAACAGCAACAAUAAGAACAAAAAACAAACAAUAACAAUCACACUUUAUACAGGUAAAAAGGUAAACAAUGGAUGGAUGAAUGG
Molecule: messenger RNA, 5460 nt
Organism: Rhagoletis zephyria (snowberry fruit fly)
Lineage: Eukaryota; Metazoa; Arthropoda; Insecta; Diptera; Tephritidae
Product: mucin-19-like
Source: RefSeq, a predicted model, not a curated record